Molecule: messenger RNA, 2412 nt
Organism: Schistosoma margrebowiei
Lineage: Eukaryota; Metazoa; Platyhelminthes; Trematoda; Strigeidida; Schistosomatidae
Source: the annotation of a GenBank genome assembly
UCUUGUUGUUUCCCGGUCUUUUUGAAUAAAGUGACCUAUCACAUGAGAAUAGGGUGUACGAAAAAAAUGGUGUUUUUCAUCAGCCUUUACGCUUUGUUUUUGGCUAUAACUCCCUUUGAGUUUUGGAAGUCAUUACUAGGAUGUUUACUGACUUUUCACAAAAAAUUGAACGUCACCAAGCUUUUUGAGUCAUCCACCAUCUAUCACUUAAUCUUUCGGUUAGACGAUAUUCGAAAGGCUGGGAAGAUAUUUUUCCUCACAAGCGAACCUAAGUAUCAAGAUUCAGGUGGGGAAUAUAUUUACAGGCGUUUGGUGAGAGAUAUAAUUUACACCUACAAAAAGGCUAGAUCGGAAUUCAAUUUACCUCCACUAAUGCGCACCCGCGUUGUCCCCUCAGAAAGUGAAAAAUCAGAAGCUCUACAGUCUCUGCGUGCAGCUUCACUACAACAGGCUACUGGUCAUUUUGCGAAAGCCAAGAAACUACUGGAACAUGCAUUCAAACUUGACCCGGACAAUAUAGAUGUCUUAAUUGCUUUGGGUGAAGCUAUAGAGAGUUCUUAUUACUAUGGGAAAUCUACCCCACAUGUUGCUCUUCCUUUAACGAAGUCUCUGAUCCCUGUCUAUGGCCAAGUACCAAACAAUGAUGCUGAUGGUCUUAUCUUGACUGCUGAACAUCUUUAUACAAAGGCAUUGAUUGUUGAUCCCACCAUUUCUAAAGCUUGUGUACACCGAGAACGUUUAAUGCCAAUUGUGGAGGAAAUAGAUCAACGAAUUCUCAAUGCAAUUGAUUUUAAAGUCCGUCAGUUCUAUCAUAUUCCAGAAGGUGAUCCAGGUUUGCGUCGUGCUAAAGUUGAACAUUAUUUCAAGCAUGUAUAUCACUCAAAUGCUAUUGAGGGUAAUACGCUUACAUUGGCUCAAACUCGAUCAAUUUUGGAAACAAGAUUAGCUGUUGGUGGAAAAAGCCUAUUGGAGCAAAAUGAAGUUCUUGGUAUGGAUUCAGCUCUCAGAUAUAUUAACAACACUCUUUUACGUGGAGAUUUGACUGCUAUAACACUGGAAAAUAUAUUGGAAUUGCAUCGUAGACUCUUAUCAUUUGUGGAUUUGAGGGAAGCUGGAAGAUUACGACGUUCUCAGGUAGUUCAUCGACAGCUUUGUGAUAUAUUUUUAGGAUGUCAUGUAUUUGGAAGAAAAUCACCAUGUAACCCUAAUCUUGGACAAUUACACUUUUUGUCACUCAACAGCGUGAUGUGUCCGUAGCCUUGAUUAGAGCUGAGUUUCACCACUCAGAGAUAUCACCUCCAAGCUGAUUCAAAUUGGGAUUAGACUAUGUCAACUAAUUGGUUAUGAGAUUGUAACUAUUAAUGUGAGAGUGUAUAUGUUGAUCAUAUCAGUUGGCUACAUCAAUCUUAAGGCCUGUACAUCUAUUGCUACAACAAUAGUGUUUAUAUUGCUGAUCACCAACCACCACCUCCAUCUAGUGUACCUGAUCUAAUGUCGGAAUUAAUUAGCUGGUUAAGUUCUGAUGAAAUAGCCGAUAUGCAUCCUAUUGAAUUAGCUGCGCUAACGCAUUGGAAAUUAGUGUUUAUUCAUCCAUUUUAUGAUGGAAAUGGACGUACUGCUCGACUUCUUAUGAAUUUAAUUUUAAUGCGUUCUGGUUUACCUCCAGCUAUUAUUAAAAUAGAAGAUCGUUUUACUUAUUAUGAAUUGCUAAAAACAGCAAAUGAUGGAGAUGUACGUCCAUUUAUUCGUUUCAUAGCAAAAUGUACAGAACGAACACUUGAUGAAUAUUUAGAGGCAGCUGUAAUAAAUCACCAAACAAAAUCCGAUCGUGUUACUCGUAUUCCAAUUGAAAGUGUAUUGAAUGAUGACAAAGAGUCAAGUUCAGUAACAUCUACUGUUCAUAAAUCAAAAUCCGUAAGUUCAUCAUCAUCAGCCUAUAAUGUUCAAUAUUCUCCACCACGACGACAACAACCACGUGCUAUUCAUCCUUAUCCAUCAAGACUUACGUCUUUUGCUGAUCCUGAAGAUUCAACUAUCCAAAUAGCUUUACCACCGAAUAUAAUUUAUGCAGGUGGUUAGUUCUGUCAUUUUAUCAGGGAUCAAAGACGGUUAUUAGUACGAUCCUGUUGUUAUACAUCAGUGAAUGAUACUAAUACUUAACCAAGAGUACUACUUUUCAACUUAUUUUCUAACCCAUGUACUUUGAUUUUGAUUUUUUUGUGCAAAUGAAUUUGUCUUUCUCUUUGAAUAUUUAUUUAUUUUUUGAAAAUAAUGUUCUGGAUUUCUUUUUUUCUGAUUUCGUUUAUUUGUUGUUCUUAUUUUGACUUGUUUAUGAUUUCACUUGUCGUUUGAAUUUGUAUUUGUAUCUGCAAAAGUACAUUUGUACACAUUAUUAUUAUUAUUAUUAUUAUU